Messenger RNA from Andrographis paniculata, 1879 nucleotides. Its product is annotated as cytochrome P450 77A3. The record is from RefSeq and is a predicted model, not a curated record. Bases 115 to 1665 code for a protein of 516 amino acids. Gene Ontology annotation, molecular function: heme binding; iron ion binding; oxidoreductase activity, acting on paired donors, with incorporation or reduction of molecular oxygen, NAD(P)H as one donor, and incorporation of one atom of oxygen. Gene Ontology annotation, cellular component: membrane. NCBI's taxonomy places the organism in Eukaryota, Viridiplantae, Streptophyta, Magnoliopsida, Lamiales, Acanthaceae. The transcript has 3 exons.
GCCAGAGCGGUAGAUAAGAGUGACAGCCGUUCACCCACCGCCGCUUCAAUUCCGCACAUAUUUAUACCGCGUCUUUCAUCACCGCACUGUCACCUUAAACAAACUUCAUUUUCAAUGGCUUUUCUUCUGGACGCUCUGCUCUUCUCCCUAGCCGUCAUAUUCCUCCGCCUCUGGUGGCGCCGCCGCUCGCCGCCGGAAGGACUUCCGCCGGGGCCGCCGGGGUGGCCGGUCGUCGGAAACCUAUUCCAGGCCAUUCUCCAGCGGCGUCCUUUCAUUUUUGUCGUCCGCGAUUUGCGCGCCAAGUACGGACCGAUCUUCACGAUGCGGAUGGGGCAGCGGACGAUGGUGAUUGUGAGCGGCGCCGACCUAAUUCACGAAGCGCUGGUGAAGAGAGGGGCGGCGGUGGCGAGCCGGCCGCCGGACUCGCCGAUUCGGCUGAUAUUCAGCGUCGGAAAAUGCGCGAUUAACUCGGCGGAGUACGGACCGCUGUGGCGGUCGCUCCGCCGGAAUUUCGUGACGGAGAUGAUAAACCCUAAAAGGAUUAAGGAGUGCAGGUGGAUCAGAAAUUGGGCGGUUGAAGACCAUGUGAGGCGGUUACGAGAAGAAGCUUCCAGAAACGGUUACGUGGCGGUUAUGAGCGGUUGCAGACUCACGAUUUGCAGCAUUCUGAUUUGUUUGUGCUUUGGCGCGAAGAUUCCAGAAGAUCGAAUCCGAAUCAUCGAGAGCGUUUUGAAGGAUGUGAUGAUGAUGACCACGCCGAAGCUGCCGGACUUCUUGCCGGUGCUCACGCCGCUGUUCCGCCGCCAGGUGGAGGCGGCGAAGGACCUGAGGAGAAAGCAGCUCGACUGUUUGGUUCCUCUGAUUCGCCACAGAAAGACGUUUGUCGAAAACCGAAGCCCUAACGGAACUGAAUUUUUUGAAAUGGCCAGCCCGAUCGGCGCCGCCUACGUCGAUUCGCUCUUCGAUCUCGCACCGCCGGAGAAAGGUAAGCUCGGAGAGGAGGAAAUCGUGACGCUAUGCUCGGAAGCCAUUAACGCCGGCACGGACACGAGCGCGACGACGCUAGAAUGGGCGAUGCUCCACCUCGUUCAAAAUCCGGAGAUUCAGGAGAAGCUUUACGGCGAGAUCGUCGAGUGUGUCGGGGAGCACGGGACGGUGACGGAGGUUGAGGUGGAGAAGAUGCCAUAUUUGUCGGCAGUCGUGAAAGAGACUUUCCGGCGACAUCCGCCGAGCCAUUUUCUUCUUUCCCACGCUGCAACGGAGAAAAUGGAGCUCGGCGGAUACACCAUCCCUCCCAACGUGAGUGUCGAAUUCUACACGGCGUGGCUGACGGAGGACCCCGGCGCAUGGCGGAACCCUAGCGAGUUUCAGCCGGAGAGGUUUCUUUCCGGCGACGGCGCCGAGGUGGACCUGACGGGGAUGCGAGGAGUGAAGAUGCUGCCAUUCGGGGCGGGUCGGAGGAUUUGCCCCGCCUGGAGUUUGGGUACAUUGCAUGUGAGCUUGCUGCUGGCUCGGAUGGUCCAGGCCUUUAAAUGGGUCCCGGAUCCGGAUAACCUACCCGACUCGACUGAAACUUUCGCUUUCACCGUGGUGAUGAAGAAUCCCCUGAAAGCGAGAAUCCUCCCCCGGGGCGGGCCGGGCAAAGAUUCGAAUGACUUUAUUUGAAUGCGGGUGGGUCAGAUGCCACGUGAGGUCAUUCAUUGCAAUACUAGAAGUCUUAAUUAUGGUGUGCUAUCCUAGCUUUUAAUUUCUAUUUAUGGCUUUAUUAAUAUAUGAAUAUUAUUUAGGUGUAACAAAUAGAAAAUUGAUUUACUAACUUUAAUAUUAUUGAACUACUCAAAUUAUAUUCAUAGUACAAUUUCAUCGACUCUAUCUAAAC